Messenger RNA from Phasianus colchicus (ring-necked pheasant), 7062 nucleotides. It is a transcript of the gene RNF223, whose product is annotated as ring finger protein 223. The record is from RefSeq and is a predicted model, not a curated record. Gene Ontology annotation, biological process: protein ubiquitination. Gene Ontology annotation, molecular function: ubiquitin protein ligase activity. NCBI's taxonomy places the organism in Eukaryota, Metazoa, Chordata, Aves, Galliformes, Phasianidae.
UCUUUGGGGUUAUCAGCAGAGAUCAUUGAGGGCAUCAGCAUUUACCACAGAGGAGCCUGUCCCUCACCACCAUCAGCCCCUUUCUUCAGUGGCCUGUUGGGUUCCAGUAUGCUGAAACUCAGCUCUGGCAUGGUGGGAUGUCCCUGAUCAAUGCAUCAGCCAUCUGACAGCUUCUCCUGCUCUGAUGUGCACCCGCAGCCCAAUGCAGGGUGAACCAUUUCUUCUGCUGUGUGUGUGCAAGCCUGAGCGCAGCUGCAGUGCGGAAGGGAAGGAUCCAGGCAGCAGAGGGCAGGAGGUUUAUUACAUAAGCAAAAGUCAUCAGGGAAUCGAGAUAUCCCCGCAAACACUCUGACAUCACACCCCGUUUCCCAAAUUCAGCACGUCCCUGUGCAGGGUGGGAAGUGAGUAACCGCAGCACCAUGACCUGUGUGGGACAACAUGGGAGUGACUCAUGGUGCAGCACUGAGAGCACACUGCAGCUUCCCCUCACCUUGUUCCCCCUGGCACCUCUCUUGUCCUGCAGUGGUCCCUCUCCUCUGCUACACAGGGACUGUGGCUGCCUCUAGGCUUGCGACAGCAGCCACAAUCCUGGGUUGAUCCCUUUCACCUUCUCCAACAGCGUGCUCCCCCUGGCAGCAGGCUGAAACCUGGAGCAGUUCAGCCAGACUUUCCAUGCAAACUUCUGUAGAAGGACGCAGACAUUUGGGACAGCCACAGACUUCACAGCACGGUAUCACGGAUCACUAGUGAUCCUUAAACCACAGUUUAUCCAUUGAUCCCAGUCACUUACCCCUUUCGAAUUAAGGGGUGGAAGAGAGGACCUGACGUUACGUGCAGGGAAUGGUUGCUAUUCCUGCUAUUCGAGAGUGGCCAUGAGUGCCUGAAUCACACAGCCCCGAGCUGCUGAGCAGUAAUGGUCACAUGAGGUGUGGGCUAUCAGGAAAAUUACCACGUUGCCUGUGUGCCUUGUAAUGAUUAUCUAAUCGUGGCGCUUUCCUGGUGACUACAGGAAGUGAAGGACGGUGCUAAGGUAGGUGCCAGGUGGAUCCAGUGUUUGAGUGUUUGAGUGAGAUAAACUAUGGGGCAGGUGGUUCCAGAGCUGGGCAACUCAAGAAGGGCACUGCUUAUAGAACUCUGAUGGUGUUUUCCUAUUCCAGCUCCUGUUUAAAGGCUUCUCCCUGUGCUCUGCCAUGCUAAGGUGCAUGGCUUCCCCCCAGAGAUUCUCCCCAAUGCGUUACUCAAUGCCUUCUGGGCUCCUGUGCACCAGAAGCUUCCCCUACAGAUAACAUCCCUGAUAACCAUAGUUACUGGAAGGCUUAGUUACAUCCCUAAAGCACCUUGGGACAGCUUGAUAGAAGUGGUUAUAGAAGAACAAAAUAUAAUUACAUUAGAACUAUCCCACGGUGAGGUCCUGUCUCACUUAUCUGAUGAUUCACCAAGCUUGUUCCCGACGGGAUGGAUGACAUGCUUUGGAAUUCCAAUAGCCACAGGUACAACCUGCUGCUGAUGAGGCUCCAUCAAAUGCCUGGCCAGGCAGCUGGCUACAUGUGGAGCCAGGGAAUCAGUGCUUCUUCAAGCUGUUUACCACUCUGCAGCAAUAACUGUAGGAAUACUGUAGGAUCAUAGAGAAAACAUCACAGGGAUGGGUUUUCAGGCAGGAAUAAUGCUGCACACCUUGGAGCUGUGUCCUGCAAGGCUGAGCCCAAUGAUUUCUCAGCCAUCAUUAUUGAGUGGCUUUGAUUUAUCUAAAGCAUCGACAACAACAAGCCGAGGAAACCACCAGAAGCCACACUAAGCAGCCUCUUUUUACCAACCUAUGCUAUGAUUGCUUCUUUUUGCAGCAAGGAGCUUGCAAAUCUCUCAAAGGUCACAUCCACAACCAGCUGGCUUCCUACACCCCCUGGAAAUAGUACACCCUCAGCACUUCACCUGGGAUGAGAAGGGCUGGUAAAUGGAGGAGAGCCAAUAACAGAAAGCUGCAGUACGAUCAGUACGAUUGGGGUGCUGCAUGGGUAGGCCUCUGGCUGUGGCCACAGUGAUGCUAUGUGACAGGGCACACGGUGUGUCCCAGCCCAGGGAGGGGCUGUGGGGCUGGAUUGCUGCAUGUCAUGCACACAGAGGGUGAUGGGAAAGCAAAGGCAGAGAAAAUGAGGCUGACACAGGCAGAAGGAUAAAGGGCUUAAAGCGGGGUUGGGGCUGCCUUUAGAGCAUGAAAGAGCACUGAUCAUCCUCCUGAUGAUCAAAGAGGGAAUUGCUGUAGCUGCACUGAGUGCAUAAGGAGAGAUCUUAGCUAUAUCCAACCCAGAGUGCUGAAUGCAAAGCAGCUAUGUGCAGCAGUACUGAACAUCACUAACCUCGAGCCCAGUUUACCAAAGUGCCUAUGCAGGUGACUCAGUGGGCAAGCCCUCCACGAACCUGACACACAGCCCUCCUGCUGCAUCCUGCCAGGCAGCCACACACCGUGACAGCAGCAAUACAAACAGAGGGGCACCACGAGGGGCUGCGACCCACCUGCUGUGCAGAACCCCUUGCAGAUCUGGGAGAGCCCCAUCUUAACCUGCUCGCCAUUUCUCAACCAUUUUUUAAGGGACUCCCAAAAUACCUCCCUGAAAAUCCAGUCUCACUUUUUUUUUUUUUUUUUUUUUUUUAAGGAACUGAGCCAAGAAAAUAAUUAUUUGCAACAAAUGAGAACUAAACCAAACCGGGAAGGUUUUCCCAUCCCUCCUUUCCCCAUCUGUUUCCUUAUCUGCAUGCGAAUUUAAAAUUGUUGGCUUGUUUCUCCGAGCCACAAACCAGUGCCCUUUGAACCACAAAGGCUUUGCACUCUGAACAGCAUUUCUCUGUGAUAAUUACUGCCAAAAGCUGCAAAGAAUGAAAUUCCUCCUUAUGCAUCCCUAGCAGUAUUAUUCCAAAAAAGUCUAUAGGAGCUGGAAGCAGAGUUAUACAGCGCACUGAAAACAAGAUGGCAUCGCAAAGAAUUAUUUUAAAAGGUCCAAUCUGGGAAAAAGACUAUCAGGACUCAGUGGGAAGAGGAAGGUGUUCCCCCGUAUAGAGGAGAUGACCGAAGCAACACCUCCUACCCAGUGCCGUCACCUCUUAUCAGGGCUUCCCAAGAGCUGGCUGCAGUGGAAGAGUGCUGGGAGGCAAUGGGUGACGCAUGGCUGUGGGCAGGACGGGCGGAGCAGGGAACUCACCUGCAGCCAGGAAGGUAUAAGAGGCUGCGGCGUGCGGCCGCGCGGCCACUGGUGUGGAGCUGCUCAAACAAACCCAAAGGGAGCCUAUGCUACAGGAGAAGGUGGGAGAUACAGAGCCUAGCUGGAGAGAAGACUCUUUGGGAUAGCAAGCAAGAGCCCAGAACAUGCUUUUCUCCUUCUACGCUGCUCUUUGAACAGGUAUUUAUAGCAUUUGACCUGCUGUUCGCCUCCUUGAUGUCUGCUCCAAGGCACAGCUACUUUGGGAACGGUGCUGUAGAGCUGGCACUGAGCUGCAGGGACUCUCAGGUCUGGUUUUAUGGGGUGGGAAGAAGCUUUCUAGAAGUCGUCGGGAAGCAAAAAGUACUUUACUCGGUGGAUUUGAGGGAAGCAAAAAGUACUUAUCUUAGUAGAUUUGAGGCUGGGUGGACGCCUGCCAGUGGGAUGGCUGAGCUCAGUUAUGGAACGGUUUAGUUGUGGUGCUCCAAAGUUCUGGUUGGCAGUGGUGGAAACAGCUGCACGGGCUGAGGAAGAGUGCUGUGACCACAGAGGUCUGAAUUGUUUAUGUUAAAAUAACCACACGUAGUGAGAGAAAUUUGCUACCAAAACAAAAGCAAGGUUGGGCAGUGCAGCGGUAGCAUCCAGGAGAAAUUUGAUGCUGGCUUCCCCACGAAGCAAACCCAACAAGCAUCACUAUCACCUCGAGCAAAAGGGAAGAUGGGGGCACAAAAGCUUGUAUGGUCAUCUAAAAGUACCCAUUGCAAACAAACUUCCUCAAGUUUAUUCUCAAGACCCUGCUGCUCUGCUAUGGCUGUCUUAGAAAGAAGUACCAAGGGAGCAUCUGCCAGCCUCAGUCAGUCUGUUGUUCUGUGAUCUUUUUUAGAUAGGUUAUGGAACAGACAUUUGUGGAAGUGUAGGGGAGGGCAUCUGCAAAACAGAGGAUUUGGUAAAAGCAAAAAGAGAAAAAAAAAAAACCACCAAAAAACACCAAAAAGAAAACAACAGAGUGAGGGCUUUCCUGUGUCUUUGUGCCAGCCGGAUUUGGAUCUGUAGUUCUGUAAUUCAUCAGCAUCUGCCAGAUAGUGCUAAAAUAUGCAGGCUGAGCUGCAGCCAGGGAAAGAGACAGACAACAAAUAUUACAACUUGCUGAAAAGCUCAGAUAAAAAAGUGCAGACUAAAGAUUAACUCGAGGAGAGGCUCCGGUGAGCAUGAGAGAAGCAAUAAAGGAAGUAUUUAAGCCAACACUUUGCAUCGACGGCAAAGUUUCCUCCCAUAGGUGCAGCCCGGGAGCUUAAGAUUGCUUUUGGUUAUGGCAAUCAAAAGCUAACCAUGAUGGGAGAUUAUGUUCAUGCAUCAUGGAGAUAUUUCUGUGCAACGUUAGGAAUAGGCAGAUCUUUCCCAUCCCUUACAUCAGCCUUCUUGCUAAGACACAGAGUCUGCAGCCCGCGUUGCUGAGCCACUGCAGGACACAGACUGCAGGCCUAUAAUUACCAUUUCUGACUUGUCACUGGUAAAUCUCCCAGCACAAAGAAUCAAGCCCAGCCAGUUCAGUGAUACGCCCUCAAAAAAUGUUCCCCAGGCACACAGCAGUGUGGCCGAUGCUGAGAACUUCCUCCAGCCAAACACUUGCUUUCAGGGAUAAGCACUCUGUAUCUAGAAAGCCAUACACCUGGUAUCAGAAUGUGCUCAGAGCUGCGUUUCCAGCUCCAGAUAACUGGAAUUCAAGGUAAUACCCAGAUUGCUGGAAGGCUGGAGGAACUCGGUUGUAAAUCAAUUUGCUGGAGCUGCCGUAUCAGCCGCUCAGCUCAGGGCUCUGCUUGCACACAGAGAGAAAGCAGAAAGCAGAUGGCAGCACACAGCAAGGCUUGGGCUGCGCUGGCGCUCCUCCAGUGCUGAGAAUAGGGAAGAGCUGCACUUUCCUGGGGAAAGCAGAGCAAUAAGGAAACACUGGCGAAUUCCCCCUUGUUCUGGCACAAAAGCCAUUUCCUCCAACAAUUCGUUUCUUGCUGUGUCACGGUGACAAGAUAGAACAAACGUAGUGAGAUAACAGUGUUUCCUCACUCCCUCGGUCCCGCUGCCGCAUGGAAGCAUUCAGAUCCCAUUGUGCACCCACAGCCCCAUUGGUGCCACCUGGCAGCCCCAGUGCACAGAGCACCCCGAAGAGCUUCACCCUGCUGCUGCUCCACCACUGAACACUGUUAUCUGUCUCUUAGGCCUCACCAUAGUAUCUGAGUACCUCCCAGCCCAAUAGGCUGCUAUAGGGAGGUCCCUGCUUGACCCCAUGGAAUCCUCUGCUCUGCUCCCUGCUCAGGUAUUGGGCAGCACCACCCAGGAGUCUCCCAGGGCUCUAUUCAUCUCCUCGAGCUCCGUCAUGUCGUGCUUCACCCAGCUAUGGCACUCCAGCACACCGGACUCUCCCACCAGCCCGGUCCCUGCAUCUCCACAUGAAAUCCCCAUUCCCAUCAGCCCUAUUGUUAUCACCUCCCCGGUGGACAGCAAGAGGAAAGCAAGGUCCCCGACCGACAAACCAGGCUCUCCAAACCCAACAUCCCCAAAGCCAGCCUCCCCCGUUGAAUGCUCCAUCUGCUUCAACACAUACGACAACACCUUUAAGACCCCCAAACUGCUCCAAUGCUCGCAUGUUUUCUGCCUGGAGUGCGUGGCCCGCCUGAGCAAAGGGCUGCCCCCCAACCACCCCGAGGACCAGCUCCCCUGCCCCUUCUGCAGGCAGUUGACCAGCAUCCCGCUGGAAGGUGCCCCAGCCCUGGAGACCAGCAAGGAGCUGCUGGCCACUCUGCCCCCCGAGCUCCAGCAGGAGAAAGUGCUCUGGAUGGAAGGCACCAAGCUGUGCUGCCGGCAGGCCUCUGAUGACCCCGAGAACCCAGACUCGUGCAUCUCCAUCGACGUUGCCAUGAGCAAACCCGAAAGCCCAGAGGUCCCUCCGACGGGGCUGGCAGGGAGGCUGUCCCGCUGUGACAUGUGUGACGACUGGAAGCGCAUCGUCCUGCUCUCUGCUCUCAUCAUCAUCCUCUUCUGCAUUAUCCUAUGGCCGGUGCAAUGCGCGCUGAAGACAGGGAACCUCCGCUGCUUCACGAGGACUGUUGCAAUGAGCAGGCCAGAAUAUCUCCCCUCGAAACACACCACAGCAGCCACGCCUGUGACACAGCUCCCAUUCCUGUAGCACGAGGCAUAAGAUGGCACACCCCCCAGGAGCAUCCCUCGGUGUGCUUGCAGACCCCACGCUCCCCACUCCCGUUCUGUGCCCACACUCGGAUGCACGCACUCACCUCCAGCAGCCCACAAAUGCUCCCUCAUGAGGAGCUGCCUCAGUUUCCUGCUGCCAAACUCCACGGAAACCUGAGCCUUCAAAGCUGCUGCAAAGGUGUGAUGGGUGACAGAUGAGCUUCUAGGACUGUUUGCCCACAGGCUGAUACCAGGUGACAGUGGGUGUAGCUCCUUCCAGCUCCUUUGGGGAAUAAAGGGCUAUCUUCAUGGUUAUUUCUAAGAGGAGCUGGGCUUGGAAGGGUAAGGACAUGUCGAAGCUGCAGAAGCAGAUGAAAAUUAACCUUAUUCCACAUGCUCAAAACAUUUCCGUUGUGGAUUCAGCACACGAGGUGUGAAAUGCUGCCUCCUGCUGACAACACAUCGAUCCAUCCCUGCUCCUCACCUGAGCUGAGCACUGCUGAAUUUCCAACAGAAAAUAAAAGCCAUCCUAUUGCCGUUUUGUUUUUCUCUCUAAGAAAGUGCUUAAAAAAGAGUAAUCACUCAUCCUUAACCUGGAAAGGAGAGCAAACUCGCCCUGAGCACAGCAUCACACUGUCCUCCGUGAGCUUCCUUCCCACUGCUCCCCGGCCAACUGCUGCUGAAGUGG